This is a messenger RNA of Pan troglodytes (chimpanzee), 2486 nucleotides long. Its product is annotated as spidroin-1. The transcript has 7 exons. Bases 1 to 984 code for a protein of 327 amino acids. The record is from RefSeq and is a predicted model, not a curated record. NCBI's taxonomy places the organism in Eukaryota, Metazoa, Chordata, Mammalia, Primates, Hominidae.
AUGAGUGUGUCUGUGUUGUGGGGGAGGGAUGCUCUAGUUGUGAUCAAAGCUGGACCUUUUCAGAGAAGGUCUCGAAUCCUGAAGACAGACUUCGAGAAUCUUCAGCAGAGCCUGAUUGGAGGGGAGGAGGAGGUGGGGGUGGAGAAAGCUCAGCCCGGGGCCUCCCAGCCGGAUGGGGGCUGCUCCGGCCUAGCGCACGCAGCUGCCUCGGCGAAGGGUUACGCCGGCCCCCGGAGCCCGGGUCGGCCCCGCGGGCGGCGGAGAGGAAGGGCUGCCGGGGGCGCCGCCGCGGCGGUGGCGAGUGCGUGGGGGAAGGGGCCCUUACUCACCCGGGCCGGCCGCCUCCGCCUCCGCCGCCCCGGCCGCCGCCUCGGCGGUCCAUCCCUGCGGCGGGGGCCUGCAGCCGCGGCGCUCGAGUCACAACCGCCGGCUGGGCCAGCCCCUCCCCCCCUGCCCAACGUCUGUCCUCAGGGCCGCUCCUCAGACCCGGCCUCGGCCGCUGCCGCUGCCGCCGCAGCGCUACGUGGCCGCCGCUCCGACGUCUCGCGACUCCCUUCCCAGCGCGCGAGGGCGAGCGGGGCCGGCGGGGCGGGCAGCGCGGGGCGGGCGGCAGGGGAGGGGGUGUGCGUGUGUGGAUGUGUGUGCCGGAGGGGGCAGGGAGGGAGGCGAGCGGCGGCGAGGACGCGCGCGCCCGCGCGCGCCCGCGGCCCCUUCCCUCGCUGGCCCCCCCCGCCCAACAGGGAUCCCGACACCUCCCUCCGCCCGCCCCCUCGGCAUCCCGGCCGCUGGGAGCGGCGGCGCGCAUGCGCAGCCCUCGGGCCGGCCCGGGCGCACCUUUUCUGUCUCCUGCCACAUUGUGAGCGCUCCGCCGCCCAGAUAACCGCCGGCUCCCCGCGCCGCCCCCGCCUUCUCCCACUCCGCCCACUGCCGGGAGCCCAGGGGAUGAUGCAGCAAGAAGACCCACACCAGAUGAGGGCACCUUGAUAUUGGAUUUCCCAGCCUCCAGAAUGACAGAGUCUUGCUCUGUCACUCGGGCUGGAGUACAGUGACACAAUCACGGUUCACUGCAGCCUGGACCUCCCAGGCUCAAGUGAUCCCCCUGCUGCAGCCUCCUGAGUAGCUGGGACUACAGGCCUGUGCCACCAUGUCCAGGUCCGGUCCACUGCUAGGAGAUCCAUAUCUGCUCUUUGGGAGUUCUCCAGAGGAAAAAAUCAACAGGCGGGAGAAAGAUACUCUGCUAGCUUCAGAUUCAUUAGUACUAGGAAAUGGAGAGAUAGGAGGUAUAAUGUAUUAGGGAAGCAAGGGAUUCAGAACCAGGUGCCCACUGACUCUGAGAAGCACUGGGUGCACAGAGGGUAGCAGACAAGCAAGAGGGUGGAAUUUGCAGCAUCUCAUCUUGGUGAGACAGUUGGAAGACUUUUCUGCCAAUUAUAGUGGUUAAACACUGACUCAACAUCAAACAACGGCAUGAGGGGUCAGAGCCUUCAUUCGUGGACAAGUUUCAAAAACAUGGGAGCACCACCUGUCAUGAGCAAUUUAGUCAGAACAGAAGAGAAUAGAUCACACCCAACAAGACAGAAAAAGCUGCUUUCUGGAGAGGGCGGGAGCUAAUAUUUCCUAACACGGUGAAAUUGUGAAGUGCCUUUUGCAGCCCUUCAUAAUUUCAUCAUCCAAAGGGUUUGCUUUUGGAAUUCUUAGACACUUAAUUCUGUCCCUGCUUUCCGUGUCACUUCCACGGGACACUGAAUUUGGGAAGAGGUAGACCUCACCAAUGAUGGGAAGAACAGAUUGGGGGCUGGCGCCCUUUUGGGUUUGCCAUGUGAACAUCCUCCUGGAACAGUCUCCAUUCUGUCCCAGCAAGACACACUCUGCUCUGUGAAGAACCCAGGUGGGAAAAAAAAAAAAUCUAUGAGGCCACAGUGGAAAUGCAGCUCAGCAGGACUCUCAGGGACCCCAAAAUUGUCCCAUCUGACAACUCACCACAUUCUAUUUUGUUAUUUAUUUAUUUAUUUAUUUAUUUUGAGAUGGAGUCUCACUGUGUCGCCCAGGCUGGAGUGUAGUGGCGUGAUCUAGGCUCACCGCAGCCUACACCUCCCAGAUUCAAGCGAUUCUCCUGCCUCAGCCUCCCAUGUAGCUGAGACUACAGGCAUGCGCCACCACACCCAGCUAAUUUUUGUAUUUUUAGUAGAGAUGGGGUUUCGCCAUGUUGCCCAGGCUGGUCUCAAACUUCUGACCUCAGGUGAUCCACCCCCGCCCCUCGGCCUCCCAAAGUUCUGGGAUUACAGUCAUGAGACACUGCACCUGGCCAACACAUUCUGUUUUCAUCAUUAGUGCCUGUCCUCCCUGCUAGCUCAUGGGCUCUCCCAGAGCAGGCAUGUUUGCCCUAGUCACCAUCAAAACUGCCCCAGUACCUGUCACGGUGCCUGGCACAUAGCAGUUAUUCAGUAAAUGUUUGUUGAAUAAAUCAACUAUAAACAUCAAAAUGA